AUGCGCGUCCUUUCUCUUAUAGCUUCAGCUAGCGCGUUAGCCGCUGGUGUCUUUGCCGCGCAGCAAUCUUCCGAGGAGAGAUUCAUCAAGUUCAGCCGUCUCGCUCGCGUCUCGACUCCUCUCCAACUCAACGAUGUUUCGUACAAGUCAUUGACAAGCGCUCCACGCGACUAUUCCGUCGCAGUUAUCUUUACGGCGCAGGAUUCUCGAUUCGGAUGCCAGCUUUGCCGGGACUUCAAACCAGAGUGGGAUUUGGUUGCCCAGAGCUGGGCUCGUGGUGAUAAACGACAAGAGUCUCGGCUGUUCUUUGGUGUCUUGGAUUUUUCUGAGGGCAGAGAUACCUUUUUAUCGCUUGGUCUUCAAACAGCUCCCGUCUUGAUGUUCUUCCCUCCAACAACAGGACCCCACGCCGUCGCCUCGGUUGAGCCUUUGCGAUACGACUUUACCACUGGAUCUCCCACCGCCGAGCACGUUCGAAACUGGCUGGUCCGCCAUCUUUCUGGCCGCCCUCAUCCCGAGAUCAAGCGCCCCAUCAACUGGUUGAAGUGGGCAUCCCUCUUCACUUUUGUUGCCGGCGCCGUCACUGCCAUGGUCUCCGCGUCACCAUACAUUCUGCCCAUUUUGCAGAACCGGAAUCUCUGGGCCGCAGGCAGCAUGAUUGCUAUUCUCCUCUUUAUUAGCGGUCACAUGUUUAAUCACAUUCGAAAGGUCCCUUAUGUGACGGGAGACGGCAAAGGAGGCAUCACCUACUUUACUGGUGGAUUCCAAAACCAACUCGGGCUUGAAGUUCAGAUUGUUGCCGCAAUUUACGGUGUCCUGAGCUUCUGCACCAUUGCGCUUGCAACCAAGGUCCCACGCAUGACCAGCCCCAAGUCGCAGUCUGUUCUUGUGCUGGUCUGGGGCGGCGCCAUGUUCUUCAUCUACGGCUUCCUGCUCAGCGUCUUUCGUGUCAAGAACUCAAGCUACCCAUUCUCAUUGCCACCGUUCAUGUGA
This is a messenger RNA of Metarhizium album ARSEF 1941, 993 nucleotides long. Its product is annotated as oligosaccharyl transferase subunit. The record is from RefSeq and is a predicted model, not a curated record. The transcript is spliced from 4 exons. Bases 1 to 993 code for a protein of 330 amino acids. Lineage: Eukaryota; Fungi; Ascomycota; Sordariomycetes; Hypocreales; Clavicipitaceae. Gene Ontology annotation, cellular component: oligosaccharyltransferase complex.